This is a messenger RNA of Stylophora pistillata, 205 nucleotides long. RefSeq lists its product as uncharacterized. Gene Ontology annotation, molecular function: protein binding. NCBI's taxonomy places the organism in Eukaryota, Metazoa, Cnidaria, Anthozoa, Scleractinia, Pocilloporidae. The record is from RefSeq and is a predicted model, not a curated record.
UCUAAUAACAAAGUGGAGAAACUGCCAGAAGGAAUCUUUAGCAACCUAACGAAGCUCACAAAACUGGAUCUUUCUAAUAACAAAGUGGAGAAACUGCCAGACGGAAUCUUUUGCAACCUAACGAAGCUCACAACACUGGUUUUAUCCAGCAAUCAAAUCGAAGACUUACCACCAAUGAUAUUUGCUAACCUAACCAAGCUUAGGA